Messenger RNA from Balearica regulorum gibbericeps (East African grey crowned-crane), 1838 nucleotides. The record is from RefSeq and is a predicted model, not a curated record. Lineage: Eukaryota; Metazoa; Chordata; Aves; Gruiformes; Gruidae.
AUGUGGAAACAGGAAUACACCUUGAUCCUGCUAUCAAGGAAGUUCAAUACAAUCCCACUUACGAUACCAUGUUUGCACCUGAGUUUGGACCAGAAAAUCCAUUUAGGACUCAACAAAUGGCUGCACCUAGAAAUAUGCUUUCUGGAUAUGCAGAACCAGCUCACAUCAAUGAUUUCAUGUUUGAACAACAAAGAAGAACAUUUGCAACCUAUGGUUAUGCAUUAGAUCCCUCUAUAGAUAACCCUGAAGUUGCUACCAAAUAUAUUGGUUCUGUAGAAGAAGCUGAAAAAAAUCAAGGUUUAACAGUGUUUGAAACAGGACAAAGGAAAAUUGAAAAAAGGAAGAAAUUCAAGGAGAAUGAUGCAUCUAAUAUUGAUGGUUUUCUGGGACCAUGGGCGAAGUAUGUUGAUGAAAAAGAAGUAGCCAAACCAUCAGAAGAAGAACAGAAGGAGUUGGACGAAAUAACAGCUAAGAGGCAGAAGAGAGGAAAACUAGAAGAUGAUAAACCUGGAGAGGAGAAGACUAUAUUACAUGUUAAGGAAAUGUAUGACUAUCAGGGGAGAUCUUAUCUUCAUGUCCCUCAAGAUGUUGGAGUUAAUCUCCGUUCUACAGUGCCACCUGAGAAGUGCUAUCUUCCAAAGAAACAAAUCCAUGUGUGGUCUGGACAUACAAAGGGUGUCAGUGCAGUUAGGUUGUUUCCUCUCUCUGGGCAUAUACUGUUGUCUUGCUCUAUGGAUUGCAAAAUUAAGCUGUGGGAAGUAUAUGGUGAUCGAAGAUGUCUACGAACAUUUAUUGGACAUAGUAAAGCUGUUCGAGACAUCUGUUUUAAUAAUGCUGGCACUCGGUUUCUUAGUGCUGCAUAUGACCGCUAUCUUAAACUCUGGGACACUGAAACAGGGCAAUGUAUUUCAAGAUUCACAAACAGGAAGGUUCCUUACUGUGUCAAGUUCAAUCCUGACGAAGAUAAACAAAAUCUCUUUGUGGCAGGAAUGUCAGAUAAGAAAAUUGUGCAGUGGGAUAUUCGAAGUGGUGAGAUCGUGCAGGAAUACGAUAGGCAUUUGGGAGCUGUCAACACCAUUGUGUUUGUGGAUGAAAAUAGAAGGUUUGUGAGCACAUCUGAUGACAAGAGUUUAAGAGUCUGGGAAUGGGACAUUCCUGUAGACUUCAAGUACAUAGCUGAGCCAAGUAUGCAUUCGAUGCCAGCCGUGACUUUGUCUCCAAAUGGGAAAUGGUUGGCUUGCCAAUCGAUGGAUAACCAAAUUCUGAUUUUUGGAGCUCAGAACAGAUUCAGAUUAAACAAAAAGAAAAUUUUCAAGGGUCACAUGGUAGCUGGCUACGCUUGUCAAGUGGAUUUUUCACCUGACAUGAGCUAUGUGAUAUCUGGAGAUGCAGAUGGAAAACUUAACAUCUGGGACUGGAAGACAACAAAACUCUACAGCAGAUUAAAAGCACACGAUAAAGUCUGUAUCGGUGCAGUGUGGCAUCCACAUGAAACAUCUAAAGUCAUUACGUGUGGCUGGGAUGGUCUUAUUAAACUAUGGGACUAAUGAGGAUGCUACGAAGAUCUAAAGAUGUAAGGCCUGCAUACGUCCGAGAUUAGAGUGAGUUUUGCCGUAAGGAUGAGUAGACAUUUGUAAUACUGCAGUUCUCAGCUACCUGUAUAUAUGCACGAAAAAUGGGAAAUCUUCAGAAGACAGAACUGAAAGGACAUAGUUCUAAAUAUGACCUCUGAGUAUGAGAAGCUAAGGUCAUCUGAAGCAUGCAGAAUCAAGUGUUAGUUUGUCAUGUCAUUUUUUGUGCAAAACUCUUGUAAAAUAAAAGUAUUUUAUGAAAAACUA